Messenger RNA from Uncinocarpus reesii 1704, 2385 nucleotides. RefSeq names its product serine/threonine-protein kinase prp4. The transcript has 3 exons. The coding region runs from base 1 to 2385 and encodes 794 amino acids. NCBI's taxonomy places the organism in Eukaryota, Fungi, Ascomycota, Eurotiomycetes, Onygenales, Onygenaceae. Gene Ontology annotation, biological process: peptidyl-threonine phosphorylation; peptidyl-serine phosphorylation; mRNA cis splicing, via spliceosome. The record is from RefSeq and is a predicted model, not a curated record. Gene Ontology annotation, molecular function: protein serine/threonine kinase activity; ATP binding.
AUGGCAUCGAGGCGGUCGAGGUCCCCGUCGACCCCUUCAGAGGGUGAGAUCAUCGAAUCAGGUUCAGAAACGAAGGCAACUACGUCGCAGACUUCUCUUAAUGACAUAAACGUUGACCGUAACCCCAGAAACGAAGCACGCUCUCCGAAAUCCCCUGGUUCCGUGGGCAGAUCCAGUCGCCGCGAUAGAUCGAGAUCGCGUUCGCCGUACCGCGCCUCAAGGGGCGAAAAGCGUAGACGGGAUGAUCAUGAUUACGAGAGAGGCAGUCGACGAGCGCUGAAUCCGAGACAUGAUGAUAGGUACUAUAGCAGGAACGAGUCGCGCCGACAACGCCAACCGUACUAUGAUCAUGACCGAAGUGAGACCUACAACAGAUAUCGACUUUCGUACAAUGACGACUAUGAUAGACGUGCUGAAAAGCGCCCUCGGACUCGGAGUCGGUCUCCGUAUCGUGAAUCGCGCAAGCAAAAGCGAUAUUCGGAUGAGGAAGCGAAGGACGAAAGGCCCUCUGCUGGAUCAGCAGGCGGCCGGUUACGGCAUGAGGGAAGAAGGUUGUCUACAGAACAGUCAGUGAGCGAACGGAGAAAUCCCUCUGUUGACGCUCAAAAGUCGAGACAAGAAACUGAAUUUCGAGGAACCCAGAUGCAGCAGGCUUUCGCUACUGAAUCGAGUGUCUCAAAUGACCCUGCGCCGCGCAGUGAUGUUACUACCGAAGACGAGGUACCAUCUGAGCCCGUUGACGAGGCUGCCCUAAUUGAACGGCGACGCAAACGUCGUGAAGCUAUCAAAGCUAAGUACCGUGGCCAGGCAACGCCUCUUCUUGUCCAAGCGCUUCAAAUUGGGACUGAGACAGGGUCUACUGCAUCCAAUGCCUCCGAAAGCGCAUCCAAAGCGGAUUCUUCAGCCCGCCAAGGUUCGCCUGCAAAUACUCCGGAUGAAACAUCUGCUGCUCAAUCUCCUACAGAUCUCCAUGUUUCUCGAGAUGAGGAUCUUGCCAACACUGAUUUGCAAAAUAGAAGUGGAAUAGAAAAAGAAGAAGCUUCUGCGGCUGAUUAUGACCCGACAGCGGAUAUGAGGCAGGAAAAGAUGAGACAUGAUAAACGCCAGUUCAACGAGGAUAUGUCCGCCAGUGCGUACGAUGAAACCAAGGUAACGAAGCAAGAAGUCCUUGUUCCGGAACCGACAGCGGAGCAGCCGAAUCAUAUGAAGGCGAAGGAUCCGUUCGAUAUGUUUGCUGAGGAUGACGAUAUGUUUGCGGAGGAGCCACCUACUACAAUGACACAGAACGAGCAAUCGCAGGUUCCCAUUUUACCAAGCGUAGCUCAACCUCAAGAACUUGACAUGAGCAUGAUGGACAACUGGGACGACCCUGAAGGCUACUAUAAUGUUAUGCUGGGUGAGUUGAUCAACGGGCGAUACCAUGUCCAACAGAAUUUGGGCAAGGGGAUGUUUUCUUCAGUCGUUCGGGCCAUGGAUUCAAAGACUGGAAAGCUAGUUGCGGUGAAGAUCAUUCGUAAUAAUGAUACUAUGCGCAAGGCAGGCUUCAAAGAGAUUGAAAUCUUGCAGCAGCUCCGGGCUGCUGAUCCGGAGGAUAGGAAGCACAUUAUCAAGUUUGAACGGCAAUUUGAACACAAAGCUCACCUCUGUAUGGUGUUUGAGAACCUCAGCAUGAAUCUUCGGGAAGUCUUGAAAAAGUUUGGCCGAGAUGUGGGUAUCAAUUUGCGGGCCAUCCGAGCCUACGCCCAGCAAAUGUUUCUCGGGCUAAGCCUUCUUCGAAAAUGCAAUAUCCUUCACGCGGAUCUGAAGCCAGAUAACCUCCUCGUGAAUGAAAACCGAAAUCUCCUCAAACUGUGUGACCUUGGUUCUGCUUCUCCGGUCACUGAAAAUGAGAUCACUCCUUACCUUGUCAGUCGCUUCUACCGUGCUCCUGAGAUUAUUCUUGGAAUUCCUUACGACUAUGCGAUAGAUGUCUGGUCGAUUGGGUGUACGCUCUUUGAGCUGUACUCAGGAAAAAUCCUCUUUACAGGUCGCACGAAUAACCAGAUGCUACGCUCCAUGAUGGAGUGCCGUGGCAAAUUCCCGCCAAAGUUCUUGCGUCGCGGGUCACUUACCCACUUGCAUUUUGAUGACCUUCUUAAUUUUCACAGCCUUGAGGAAGAUAAGAUUACUGGACGGAUGGUGACAAAGAUCUUAGAUUUCAAGAAGCCUACCCGUGAUCUGAAAUCACGGCUGAUGGGCAAGGGGGCGAGACUCAGCGAUGCAGAAACGAAGGAGAUCAACUUGUUUAUCGAUCUGCUGGAUCGCUGCUUGAGCCUGAAUCCUGAGAAGAGAUGCACGCCCUCGGAAGCCUUGAGACACCCUUUCAUUGCGAGAACUAAGACAUGA